This is a messenger RNA of Plodia interpunctella (Indianmeal moth), 1523 nucleotides long. RefSeq lists its product as uncharacterized. Lineage: Eukaryota; Metazoa; Arthropoda; Insecta; Lepidoptera; Pyralidae. Gene Ontology annotation, molecular function: dipeptidyl-peptidase activity; serine-type exopeptidase activity. The record is from RefSeq and is a predicted model, not a curated record. The transcript is spliced from 9 exons. The coding region runs from base 61 to 1476 and encodes 471 amino acids. Gene Ontology annotation, biological process: proteolysis.
CAACGAUAAUAUAUCAGUUGCCUCUCGGACUGCCGCGGUCGCAGCGGCUUGCAUCGCAAAAUGUGGCGAUUUAACUACAUCGUUUACACUGUAAUUACAUUUGCACUCUCUUUCGCGAACUCGGAGUAUACUUACGAGACGAAAUGGUUCACAGUGCCAUUAGACCAUUUCAGUUUCCAAAGGAAUGAGACGUUCAAGAUAAAGUAUUUGGUGAACGACACUUAUUGGGAUAGGAGCCGCGGACCUAUCUUCUUUUACACUGGAAAUGAGGGUCAAAUCGAACAAUUUGCGAAGUACACCGGCUUCAUCUGGGAGAAUGCUGAGGAGUUUAAAGCCAAAAUCGUAUUUGCUGAACACAGAUAUUACGGCGGGUCGAUGCCCUUCGGUAACAAGUCCCUGGACAACGAGCACAUCGGCUACCUGACGGCUGCGCAGGCGCUGGCUGACUACGCUGACCUGGUGGACUAUCUCCAGGGCGGCGCGCAGAAGCCGCACUACCCCGUCAUAGCUUUUGGAGGAUCCUACGGCGGUAUGCUGGCCGCCUACUUCCGUAUGAAGUACCCGCACCUGGUGACCGGCGCCAUCGCAGCCUCGGCGCCUGUCCACAUGUUCACAGGCAUGGUGCCUUGUGACGUGUUUGACAGAAUCGUGACCUCAAGCUUCAGCUUCGCCGGGGACAAGAAAAACUGCUCGGCCAAUAUCAAAGCGUCUUGGAAAGUGCUGAGAAACUUCAUCACGUCCAAAAACAACACAGACUGGCUCAAAACCGAAUGGCGACUUUGCGACGCAGUGAACACUACGAACAUCAAAUCCUUGAUAGACUACCUAAAGGAUAUGUACACAAACAUGGCGAUGGUCAACUACCCGUACGAGAGUUCCUUCCUGAUGCCGCUCCCAGCUAACCCGGUGCGGAGCGCCUGCCAGUUUCUCAAUAAGGAACUGGAAGGCACGGAUUUGUUAAAGGAGUAUACUGGAGAUAUAGCUGUUGGAAAAGUGCUAGAAAUGUACACAAACUAUGACAAGAACAACAAGUGUGUGGACUUCAAAUCUGACAAUUAUGGGAAUCUGGAUGCGAGCGGCUGGGACUACCAGGCCUGCACAGAAAUGGUAAUGCCAAUGUGCACGAACGAGACAGACAUGUUCGAGGCUUCGACCUGGAACUUCAGUAGCUACUCCGAGGACUGCCACAAGAAGUACAACGUGUUCCCUCGGCCUGAUGCCGCCAGGAUACAGUAUGGCGGCGACAGGCUGCAGGCUGCAACUAACAUUGUCUUUAGUAAUGGACUGCUCGACCCUUGGGCUGGAGGUGGCAUCCUGAACAGCGUGAGCCCGUCCACCAUCGCCGUGAUUAUUAUCAACACAGCUCACCACCUAGACCUGAUGCCCAGCAACAAGAACGACCCGAAAACAGUCCGGAUGACCAGGAAUAUCCACAAACAGCAAAUAAACAAGUGGAUUAGAGAGUUCUGGAAGUAAUUUAGAUUAGGUUUUGUAGUGUUUAUUAUAAUAAAUGUUUAAUGAAA